CCACUCACUCGCUCUCACUCUCACUGGGAGUCAGAGGGAAAACGAAAGACACAGAGAGAGAGAGAGAGAGAGAGAGAGAGAAGGAGGACGACAACAGGAACUAGGGGAGGUCUGACGCCACACGCUCUCACACUCUUGUACGGGACAAUACAAACUUCUUGUCUGUCUACGUGCACUCCGGUUGCCUGCUCAGUGCGUUAGGAGAACCACCACCACCACCACCACCACAGAGCUCUCGGUGCCUCACAUGGUGCACACACGCUGUCACUGGGCAACACGUGCAGCGCUGUUUCCCGAGGAAGAGGGAAAAAAGGAACCUUUAAACGCAGAGUCCUCCAGGCCAGCCGCAAGGUCUGUGCAGCAGGACUGUGUCUUGUAAGCAGCAGGUUUGUGUUGGAGUGUGAGUACAUGUAAGAGGAAGUGUGUUUGUUUGUGUGUGUGUGUGUGUGUGUGUGUGUGUCUGUAUGUCCAUGAACGGAUCAACGAUGCCCUUAAGACACUCUCUCCCUAGGAGGUCCAACAUGGACUCGGACGUCCAGCAUUCCAAGGCUACGGCUGGGGCUUACCUGAUGGCCCUCUAAUUUUCAACCCUGACCACUCUGGACACCCUCUACUUCAACAGAUAAACGUCACAAGAUCAGAAGAUAACAUAAACGUCACGCCAGCAAGAACACCACUCAAGUGACCCUCGAGAACUCACUCUUUUUGUUCUCUUUCGUGUUUUUCUUUUUUUCCUACAAAAACCUUCCCGUCAGUUGCAGACAUGCUUUGGCGUAGGUUUGUGUGUCCUCUCCUCUCCUUGGCAGCCCUUCUGGUGGUUGCCAGCUGCGGAGUGGCAGAGCAAAAGAGGAGCACAGAUGGCACCACUGCGACCUCGGUGGGCAAAGGUGGCAGCAGCAGUGGCAGCAGCAGCAGUAGCAGCAGCAGUAGCAGCACAGCUGGUGGGCGGGAGGGUAGCGGUAGCAGCAGCAGCAGCCGGCGCUACCACCGUGUCCAGCACGGCCAGUGCACCUACACCUUCAUCCUGCCCGAGGGCGAGGGGGGCCCCGGGGGCACCCCGUGCCGAGAAGCCAAGGCGGGCACCCCUGCGUACAACGCCAAUGCCCUGCAGAGGGACGCACCGCCACCAGAGCCGGACUUCUCCAGUCAGAAGAUCCAGCAGCUGGAGCACGUCAUGGAGAACUAUACCCAGUGGCUGCAGAAGAUCGAAAGCUACAUCAGGGAGAGCAUGAAGAUGGAAAUGGCGCAGCUGCAGCAGAGCGCUGUCCACAAUCACACGGCGGCCAUGUUGGAAAUGGGCACCAGCCUCCUAUCUCGGACGGCGGAGCAGACACGCAAGCUCACAGAUGUGGAGACGCAGGUCCUCAACCAGACAUCAAGGCUGGAGAUUCAGCUGCUGGAGAACUCGCUGUCCACCAACAAGCUGGAGAAGCAGCUCAUGCUGCAGACCAACGAAAUCAGCAAGCUGCAUGACAAGAACGGCUUCCUGGAGCAGAAGAUGCAGGAGAUGGAGUCUCGGCACCGUGAGGAGCUGGAGGCCCUGAAGGACGAGAAGGGGGACCUGCAGUCCCUGGUGGGCAAACAGCUCGGGGUGAUCCGUGAGCUGGAGGACCAGCUCGGCCGAGCCACGGGGAACAGCUCAGCUCUGCAGAGACAGCAGCAGGACCUGAUGGACACGGUCCACAACCUCCUCAACCUCUGCGCUAAGGAAGGAGUGAUCCCAAACAGCACCAAGCAGACAGAAGAGGAGAAGACAUUUAAGGACUGUGCCGAGCUCUAUAAAGCUGGCUUCCAGAAGAACGGCGUGUACACCAUUCAGAUCAACAAUCUAGAGCCCAAAAAGCAGGUCUACUGCAACAUGGAGAGCGCAGGGGGAGGAUGGACUGUGCUUCAGCACAGAGAAGAUGGCAGCGUGGACUUCCAGCGGACGUGGAAAGACUACAAAAUGGGUUUUGGCAGCGUGUCUGGCGAGCACUGGCUGGGGAACGAGUUUGUCUACCAGCUCACCAACCAGCGGCAGUACGCCCUGCGGGUGGAGCUGACCGACUGGGAUGGACACCAGGCGUUCUCCCAGUAUGACCGCUUCCACAUCGGCACCGAGAAGCAGAACUAUAGGUUGUUUCUGAAGAGCCACACGGGCACAGCAGGUAGGCUGAGCAGCCUGGUGAUCCACGGAGCAGAUUUCAGCACCAAAGACGUGGACAACGACAACUGCAUGUGCAAGUGUGCACUCAUGCUCACCGGCGGUUGGUGGUUUGACGCUUGUGGGCCAUCAAACCUCAAUGGCAUGUACUACAACCAAGGGCAACACGUGGGCAAACUCAACGGCAUCAAGUGGCACUACUUCAAAGGCCCCAGCUACUCACUCCGGGCCACCACCAUGAUGAUCCGACCCCUGGACUUCUUAUAAUGACCCCCUCCCCUCCCCCCCUCCAUUCCAUACUACUGGGAAUGUUCCAGAACAGUGCUUCUCACUGGCAUCUUUGCAUGACUCUAUCCCAACACCUCCACUGAACUCGUCUGGCGAGCCUUAUACUACCUGGUGGCAAGUGACACUUUUGCCUGAUAACCUCUCUCCAGGAAUUGGGAUGGGGGGAAUUUCUGGGGCCUAUUCUUAUCACGGUGUUUCUGCCAUGGUAGGUGCUUCAACUCUUUGGGACUUUUUGGAAGACAAACUUGGUUCUGUUAUUUUUACAUCCAAGGUAUGAACUUCAAGUGCCAUACACUUCUCACUCCAGAUCAGAGGACUACUGUUCUUGCCUUUGAUGGGAUGGGAUGGGCCUGGCCUUUGGUUUAUUUGGCGGCUAGGGCCACUCAGCAAACACCCUCCAUCUGGAAGGUCAUUGGGAAACCAAGAGAAGAAAUGUUUGAAUUGUUUUGUCAUUGUCUUUUUUUUUCGUAACAUGGAUGAUCAAAUUGCACAAUUACCUUUGGGACAUGAGAUAUUUUAUAUUUUAUGCCUUUUUUUGUAUACCAGUACUUUAGUUUGAUACAUUUGGAAUGCUAUACUCUUUUGUAAAUAAUUUUCCCAGGCAACCCGAGAAGACGAAUCGUUGCACACCGCUCCAUUUACAAGGUCAUUUACAGCAUAAUACUUGUAAUAUUUGUCUUUCAUGGGCAACAGAAUGGAACAAUGACUCUGAGAGCAAGGCCAUUGGUCAAUAGUUGUGCUGCAACAUGUACUGUAUGCUUGUUGGCCUGCCAAAGACUGUUGAUUAGUUCUAGAGUUCAUACUGCCCCCAUUGUUGUUGUUGGCUGUGACCUAUGAUAAAGGUUGAUCCACAUUUAUUAUUGGAUGUUUUACAGCCAGUGCCAAUACUCCAAAGUGCAAUAAUUUCAGCUCAAUGUCAGCGAUUGCAUUAGCGAACGUAAAGAGAAUGCGACAUUGCAACAUUGCUAUGCAAGGUACAUCAGCAUAAAUCACAAGAAGAAUUGAAAUAAAAAAUUAUGGGCUGUUGUAUUUCAUUAUAAAUACUGUAUCCUGUGGCCAUUAAACUAGAUGCUGGCAAAACCACAAAAUGUCUACAUAAUUAGAUGCUGGAACAAAAGGGCCAUUUGUGUAUCUGACAGUGGCAGAUUAAACAUGCCAGGAUUCCUGGAGAUCUGCUGCUAUAGUGGUGAACUAGUCAACAGUUUUAUAUUUUCCUUUAAAUCAGGGCCAGACAUUAGAGUUGCAGGGUCAAAACUCAACAGUUGUCUUGUUCCUUCAAAUUAAUGUUAUUUUAGGUAGAAUAAAAUGUUUAUCGGGAGCAAGACAUUAGACUACCAAAGCAUCUGGUAGUUAUUAAAUAACAUCUCCUUUCAUUCUGAUACAGUUCUACUUACAUGAGAACAUUAUACAGCAUAUCAAGAUGCAAUUUCAAUUGGUAAAGUAGCCUACAGUGUUGAACUUUGCAGAAAGAUGUACAGGUUGAUUAGCUGAUGAAAUGCCCUAUGUUGACACCAAGGCUACUUUGUCAUCAGCAGUAGCCUAACGCAAUGAAGCUGUUUCGUCAGAAGCUGGUCAGACAGCAUGUGUUCAAACUGCAAGUUAAAUUAUUUGGUCAGAUACAGUACAUAGGUCAAAUUACAGUUCAGUACAGGUCAAGUUACAAUGGCAUAAUUUUACCAGCAUCUGGUACAAUAGUCAAUGCUAAUAAUGUAACACAGCAGCCCAGAGGCUUCAGUGGGGAAGUCAGUGUGGGAUGCACAUUGUGAAUGCUGAAAAGUUCCCUUUUACGGAAACUUAAUCUUACUUAGUUGCUAAACCCAUCAUAUCCCAUCAGUCAUCCCCACGGCCCUUAUACUCCAAGCGGUCCCCAUUCAGAGCUGCUGUUCUGAAUGUUCUCCUCCACAGUUAAAGAUGGCCUCAUUAAAACCUGAGAGGUUGGCUCAUAAUGUUGUUGUUUUUUUAAGACGUUACCGUCUUCAUCUGUGUCUGAGGCACUCUGAUCCAUCAUCAUCGGAUGAGAAAAACCCAUUGCUGCGUUGGCAGCUGCAGUCAUCAUGGCCUCCUUUCAUCAGCCAGGUUUAAAAUGCUGUUUUAAAGCAUCCCAGCUGAAGCCGUGAUAAAACGAAUGACUUGCUUCAGUGCUCUGCACACUUCUAUUACAAAACCACCAGCAUGGAACGACGACUAGCAAGCAUAUUUUCAGUUUAUCCUUUUAUUGAAGGCAGGUACUCUUGUAAAAAUAAAAUGCCUCAUUGUAUCUGGUGUGUGUAGCGCCUUGACCUGACAUGUUUAUUAACAUACUAAAAUGGUGUAACUGUAAUUUAAUAUGUGUACAUAUAAAAUAACUUUCCUGAGGAAAGCACUGUCAUUUAUAUAUCCUCUGCAGGACCAUGGUUUUCAUUCUGAAGUAAUAAGAAUAACAAUAGAAAAGACCAGUGCCUUCAAUGACUCUGCCAUUACCUCAUAAAAAGCCGUUGUUUUGCCAUAUUAUUUAAACUCUUAUUUUUGUAUCAGUGGUCAGAAUUUCAUGAUGCUAGACUGAAUAAAAGCAAGCAUGUGAUGCAGUUUUGAUUGCGGA
Molecule: messenger RNA, 5009 nt
Organism: Alosa sapidissima (American shad)
Lineage: Eukaryota; Metazoa; Chordata; Actinopteri; Clupeiformes; Clupeidae
Gene: angpt1
Product: angiopoietin 1
Exons: 9
Coding region: 764-2410 (548 amino acids)
Biological process (GO): angiogenesis; Tie signaling pathway
Molecular function (GO): receptor tyrosine kinase binding
Source: RefSeq, a predicted model, not a curated record